Messenger RNA from Callorhinchus milii (elephant shark), 2473 nucleotides. RefSeq names its product SH3 domain-binding glutamic acid-rich-like protein. Bases 292 to 636 code for a protein of 114 amino acids. Gene Ontology annotation, cellular component: cytoplasm. The transcript is spliced from 4 exons. The record is from RefSeq and is a predicted model, not a curated record. Lineage: Eukaryota; Metazoa; Chordata; Chondrichthyes; Chimaeriformes; Callorhinchidae.
CUCUUUUAGUUUUUUUGCUGCUUCCGGGACUGAGCAGCUUUGCUCUCUCUCUCUCUCUCUCUCUUUGGUGGAGUAGUUUUCGUUUCGCUCCUCAAAGCCUCUGUCGCCAGUAAACACUCACACACUCCACAACACACAAACACUCACACACUCCACAACACACAAACACUCACACACUCCACAACACACAAACACUCACACACUCCACAACACACAAACACUCACACACUCCACAACCUGCAACACACACACACACUCUCAGCUCUUUUUUUCUUGUGUGGGGGUAAAACGAUGGUGAUUAAAGUUUUCAUCGCAUCCUCUUCUGGUUUCUUAGGGAUUAAGAAGAAGCAGCAGGAAGUGCUGGGCUUCCUUCAGGUCAACAAAAUUGACUUUGAAGAAUGCGAUAUUGCAGUAAAUGAGGAAAACAAGAAAUACAUGAGAGAGAAUGUUCCAGAGAACUGCCGACCUACAACUGGAAACCCACUUCCACCUCAGAUCUUCAACAAUGACCGAUACUGUGGGGACUUUGAAGCAUUUUUUGAUGCCAGGGAGAAUAAUGCUGUGUAUGCAUUUCUAGGCCUGACAGCUCCACCUGGAUCAAAGGAAGCUGAAGCCCUUGCAAAGCAAAAUGCCUAAAGCUCGAAGUUCAGAAGCAAAAGAAGAAGCACAACACUCAGUUAGAGCAAAAGAAAGUUGUGAUGUCAGGCAGAAUUAAACAGAGAGGACCAGAUGUGAUAAUGUUACACUGUUUGUGCAGUGUUGAAACCUCUUUUACUUAAGCGAACAUCAAGUAUAUUUCGUCUUUUUUAACAAAUAGUUAUUGAGUUAUUAUGGACCACCAGGUUUACAUAAGAAUAUUUUCAAUUUUUUUUUACUUGAUCAUCUUAUUUGUUUUACACAGAUAGCCAAAUUGUUACACCAAAAAAUGAGUUAUUGCAAAAGUCACUAUAGAAUUUAGGCUUUAUUAUUGCUUUGGUUCAGUGGCAACAUUCCUUUUCCUUUAACCAAUUGGACAUUGUUUCUGUCAGAGCUAGUUUUAAAGUGUACAGCUGAUUUCAGUAGCUGUGCAGCUCAGCUACCAGAAGAUCCAGGUUGCUCAUUUUGAUUCAAUGUAUUCUCAGUUAGCUCAGGACACUGGGAUGAAAUUCCACUUGCUACUAAAUGUAGAGGUUUUGAAGAUGCGAAUUGUAACGGGAAAGUCACCACAUUUAGUGACAAAAGGAAUUUCUUUUUGAUGUGUUAAUGCUGUGCGGCUUGUUUCUGGUGUGAGCUUUUUAUUUACAUCACUAUCACAAGAUGAGCAGUAGAACUGUAGUAUAACUUGCCCAGUUCAGCUUUUAUGACCAUGUGAUACCAACAUGGACUCAGAAUAUUUUUGCUCCCCAUUUUGAAGUUGAUGUGAAGGUAACACCAACAACAACUUGGAUUUAUAAAGCACCCUCCACGCCGGACAGCAUCUCAGAGCGCUUGUGAAGUACAACAGAUCCUUGUGUAGUACAAGAGGCAAACUAAACCAUUGGGGAAAAAAGAGUGAGACCUUUUUUCAUCAUCUUGUAUUGAUUCUUUGAGUUCAAUCCUGAACUAGGAGAUGAAAGGAAAUCAUGUACAAUAUAAAAUACAAAGUUGAGAAUUUAGACAUCUGUAGCUUUGAUAAGGUCCAAUGAGAGGUAGACUUUCAGAACAUUUACUAUAUUAAAAAGUGUGAUCAAAGUCUCAAAACUUGUUUUUUUUUAGAAUUGUGCUGCAUCUGCCUAUCCUCAGUUCAACACAGUGCCAAGUAUAAACCCACAGUCAAAUUUCAGAUGCAUUCAAGCUGCUUUGAUCAUUUUAUUGCAAUUAUAAGUAAAUGAAAAUAUCACUUAUAAUUAUGAUAGGCAAGGCAUGUUACUGUUGAUCUUCCGACUGAGACAGUUCACAGUAAUUGUGUUAUUGCUCUGAAGAUCUUCGACGUGCACUUUGAGAGUUAAACACAUUUCAAAAUGCUUUAAAUUGAGCCAAUGGAUUGAUGCUUUUAAUAUACAAGUCUUAAAAAAAAUCGCUGAAGAAUCGUAUCAUUCCACCAUUAUUCAAGACUUUUGCUUUUGCCACUCUCAUGAUUGACAGUUAUCGAUACAGUUAUGCACUGAACCCGAUUUACAGAUUACAUGAUUGAUUGCCAAUAUAUUUUAGAUAUUUUGCAUGGGAAAGAUAGUUUGAAAAAAAGACUUGAGAUUACGAGAUCAUGUUUUGCGCAGAGGUUCCAGAUUUUGCAUUGUGUACAUUGUGAAACUGACUGAUCGUCUUACUCCUUUUAUGCCAUAACAAUGAGCCAUGCAUUGUCAGACGUUAACUUGAUAGACAGGAGUCGCUGUGGCUCAUGUAUGUAAACAAAUCUUUCAAUGUAUAACAACAUAUCUGGGAUUUUUGCAAUUGCUGUUAAGAUCAUGUAUGCUUAAGGAACAAGUUGUUAAAAAUAAAAUUGGAUAAAAUAUUA